GCGGGGCGGCUGGGGGGCGGUGCGGUGCGGCCUAACGGCGGCCCCUGCGGCUCUGGCGGAAUCCGGGGGUGCAGGUCUCCCGGUCGAGCCUGCUGAGGGCUACGGCGGCCGGUCAAGGCGGGCGGCGUUUGCACUGCAGCUGUGCUCGGCGAUGGUGGGUGUCCCCGGAGCGGCCGCCUUCCAACUUGGUUGUGAGAAAAAGGUGCCAGCAAUGCCUGGAUCGCCUGUGGAAGUGAAGAUACAGUCAAGAUCCUCACCUCCCAUCAUGCCACCCCUCCCACCAAUAAACCCUGGAGGACCCAGACCAGUGUCCUUUACUCCUACAGCAUUAAGCAAUGGCAUCAACCAUUCUCCUCCUACCCUGAAUGGCGCCCCAUCACCACCACAGAGAUUCAGCAAUGGUCCUGCCUCUUCCACAUCAUCUGCCCUAACAAAUCAGCAAUUGCCAGCAACUUGUGGUGCUCGGCAGCUCAGCAAGUUGAAACGCUUUCUCACUACUCUGCAGCAGUUCGGCAAUGAUAUCUCACCUGAGAUUGGCGAGAAGGUUCGGACUCUUGUUCUAGCGCUGGUGAACUCAACAGUGACAAUUGAAGAAUUCCAUUGCAAGCUCCAAGAAGCCACAAACUUUCCUCUUCGUCCUUUUGUGAUUCCAUUUCUCAAGGCCAACCUGCCCCUGCUGCAGCGGGAACUGCUGCACUGUGCUCGGGCUGCCAAGCAGACCCCAUCCCAAUACCUGGCGCAGCACGAGCACCUUCUGCUCAACACCAGUAUUGCAUCUCCUGCCGACUCUUCUGAGCUGCUCAUGGAGGUUCAUGGAAAUGGAAAGAGGCCCAGUCCGGAAAGGAGGGAAGAGAGUAAUUUUGAAAGAGAUGCAAUUCCUCCUGAACCUCCUGCCAAAAGAGUAUGUACUAUAAGCCCUGCUCCUCGGCACAGUCCUGCCCUCACUGUGCCCCUAAUGAAUCCUGGGGGCCAGUUUCAUCCUACUCCUCCACCUCUUCAGCAUUAUACUUUAGAAGACAUUGCAACUUCUCACCUGUAUCGGGAGCCUAACAAGAUGCUAGAACAUCGAGAAGUUCGUGAGAGGCACCACAAUCUUAGUCUCAAUGGAGGUUAUCAAGAUGAGUUGGUGGACCACCGGUUGACAGAAAGGGAAUGGGCUGAUGAAUGGAAACAUCUUGAUCAUGCCCUGAAUUGCAUUAUGGAAAUGGUAGAAAAAACAAGGCGCUCCAUGGCAGUUCUGAGACGCUGUCAGGAAUCUGAUCGUGAAGAACUCAACUACUGGAAAAGACGAUUUAAUGAAAACACAGAGAUGAGAAAAACUGGGACAGAGCUAGUCUCUAGGCAGCACAGCCCUGGGAGUACAGAUUCUCUGAGCAACGAUUCUCAGCGGGAAUUCACCAGUAGGCCAGGAACAGGAUAUGUUCCUGUGGAGUUUUGGAAGAAAACUGAAGAAGCUGUGAAUAAGGUGAAAAUUCAGGCCAUGUCAGAGGUACAGAAGGCUGUAGCCGAGGCGGAGCAGAAAGCCUUUGAAGUAAUUGCAACUGAGAGAGCACGAAUGGAGCAAACCAUAGCAGAUGUCAAACGGCAGGCUGCAGAAGAUGCCUUCCUAGUCAUCAAUGAGCAAGAAGAGUCAACAGAGAACUGCUGGAACUGUGGCCGAAAAGCCAGUGAGACAUGCAGUGGCUGCAAUAUCGCAAGAUACUGUGGCUCUUUCUGCCAACACAAGGACUGGGAGAGGCACCACCGCCUCUGUGGCCAGAGUCUGCAUGGUCACAGUCCCCACAGCCAGAGCCGACCACUACUUCCUGGAGGGAGGGGCUCCUCAGCAAGGUCUGCUGACUGCAGUGUGCCCAGCCCAGCCCUGGACAAGACCUCAGCCACCACGUCGCGUUCCUCAACACCUGCCUCUGUGACAGCCAUUGAUGCCAAUGGACUCUGAGUCCCAGAUUCCGCCUACCCUGAUGACCACUCCGUAUGGCAGAACCAAAAGGGUUUGACAGUUGGAACAAGUAGCUGUUGAGUCAUCAGCAAGAAACUAAGUGGCAGGAAGCAUCCAAGCAAUACUCCACAGCCUCUCUGGGAUUUGCCACGUAUCCUUGGAAGAACUAGUACAUCAUUCUCUGCAGGGACGUGGCUUAAGCUGCCUCCUCCAUGGCUUUCUUGGUAUGUUUCCUCCAGCUAAUGCUGGCAUAGCUAGCCCUUUCUCAGUGUAGACCACCAGCUCCCCUCUGACACCUUGCAUCAGCAGAAUGUCAAAAGUGUCCAACCAGGCACCUGUGCUCUCUUCCCCCAUUCCAUCCAUAUUCCUCAUAUGGUAGAGACCUGAAGGCUGACAGAGCUGAGGACCAGGCCUUCAUCCUCCUGCCUCCAAACAGUUUUUGAGCUCUAGGUCCACCUUCAGGUGAUACUGAUUGGCCUAACAAAGACUUGGGUAGCCUGAUAAGUUGCCACUAAUUCAGUGAAAGCAUUCAUGAUGAUAAAAAUGAAAGUCUUCCCCAAGCAUCACAGAUCAUUUUGGACAAGAUUUUUCCAACCUGGCUGUCUCCUUCAGUUUGAAACCCAGUUUCUGCAAUCUCUCACUUGAAGAUUUUGCUUGUACAGAAAACAGUCUCCAGUGCAUGAAUUGGUCUGAAAGGAUGAGACUCUGUGAUGUUAGUCUUUCCUCUCUGAGCAUGUUGGCCAAACUAGUGUCUUCAAAAUAUUCAGUGGAUUACCUCUUGGAAAUGCAAAACCCUUUACCAUUGCUUGACUGCACAGUCAUCUCAUUCUGUGCCCUUUAAUAUCUCAGACUGUACAUGUCUGGAUCACUGAGGGCAGCUCUUACUCAUGGGCUUUGUUUGGCAGCUGUUGGGCUAUAAUUCAUUCAUGCUGGAUGUGUUGGGGUAUUGAUAGGAGUUCUCCACCCUUCAGACAUGAAAGAAUUCUUCACACCUGUUUUUGUAGGUUAUCAGGCAUAUAGUCUCCAUCUCCUUUUCCUGUGGUAUCUGUUAGAUAGCAUCUCUCUCAGCUCAAAAAGGGUUUGUGAAGUGUGAGAACCAUUUGGGAAAGCCUGACCAUGUUUUCUUCCCAUCUUGGGUUUUCCAGCUGCUUACCUUGAUUCUCCAAGCAGGACAUUACCUGUACCCUGUUCAGAGUGCUGAACACUGCCCUCUUGCCUUCUCCCAGCCAUUCAGGUUUUGUUUGGAGCCCCUGGACCUUGCCCACUCACCAUGUCUGGGUCUCCAGUAUCCUCCUGCCCUCUGCAUUCUGUUGGGAUGAGUCUUUUGACUUUGAUCCUGCUGUAUUUUGGAAGCUAUGGUCAAACCAUCAACUUCUGUGUAAUGACCAACUCUAAGUAAUAGCUUUUGGUCCCAUAAAAGAAAGGGAUCUGCAUAAGGGGCAUUGUCCUUGCACACAUUUUUAGCUGAUUUUAAGAUUAUUGCAUCCCCACCUUAUCUUGACCAAGGAUUUUCAGUCUUAGAAUCUUGCCACAUAGACCUUUAAAAUACUGAUUUCCACUGCUUAAAAUAAGGUAAAUCCAGAGAAAGAACAGAUAAUCAUGUUUCAGUAUGGAACACCCAAGACCCACUGCUUUCUAGUGAACCUAGUGCAGUGUGGCCUCCCCCACCCCAUCCCCAUCCCCAUUCCCCUCCUAGAACCCCAGUCCCUGGGGACUUCUGGCUCUACUAGGUGAAAUCAGCCCCAGGUAGCACUUGCCUAUGUUUCCUCAGAUACAGGCUUCUACAUUAGUCUUUGCAAGAGAAUGCCCCACCCCCACAACCCCCAGUAAAUUGGGUCUAUCCUCAUCUUGGUUUCUAGACUCUGCUGACAAGGUACCAGAUCAGAAGUGUGUGAAAGGGUUCCAUUCAUCUAUACAAGAUAGGAAAGAAGAAAUGGAAGUCAAGCUUGGUGGCACACGCCUUUAAUCCAAGCACUCUGGGGACAGAGGCAGGCAGAUCUCUGUGAGUUCAAGGCCAACUGCUCUACAUAGCAAGUUCCAGGACAUCUGGGUCUAUAGGGAGACCCCAUCUCAAAAAGACAGGAAGGAAGGGAAGAGAAGAAACAGUUGAGUCAGGCUGCUUAGAGGUCUGUUUUAAGGGACCAGAAAUGCCAGGACUUCCUAGUCCUCUCCUAAGUGAGGGAUCAUUGAAGGAAUGAGAGAACACCAAAGGUAGCCAAGCUGAGGGCCACUUUUAAAGUGUCCCAAUAGAUACUUCAGGGAAAAAAUGUUCCUAUCUUGGUUGUCCUCUGGGUCCCCACUUCCACGUACCAUUCUUAACUCUGUCCAGUGGUAAAGACUCUGUAAGAAGUUUUGCUGGGAUGUGGCUCACUUGGUAGAGUAUUUGCCUAGCAUCCAGAAGCCCUGGUGCUAUAUGAACCAGAUAUAGUGGUGCACACCUUAAUCCUGCCAUUUGGGAGGUAGAGGCAGGAAGAACCUGAGUUUAAGAUCAUCCUUGGCUACACAGCAAGUUGAAGCCAUGCUCUCAGGAAUAGGCAGGCCACUGUGGAAGGUAAUGGGCCCUUAAAGGGUCUCUACAGUUCCAGCAGAUUUGUUCGUGCAUUUGGAUGGUAGUGAGGGCACAGGUUAAGUGGCUGUUUCCAAGGCACUCCUAGGUCAUCUGCUGCCAAGAAUCUCUGUAUGGAGACAACACAUCUGUCCUCAACAGGUCUUACACCAGGCCUUGGCUGUUGUCCUCUGCAGCACAAACUCUGUCCACUUGGAGCAGUUGGUCUCCAAGAAUUAUAGCACAUCUUCAUGACUUUUACCAUUUUCAGCUUCUAGAUGGAAAAAUCUACAUUUUCCUAUGUAUAGCCCUGUCUCAAAAGAUAAAUGAUCUCCAUUUCUAUCACCUGCUCACAGAGGGUUUAGACAUUUUUCUGAGUGGUUCUGGAAGAUAUUUCAGCAAAUGUGUUUGAAGAUUCAACAACAGACCUGGAAUUUUAUGGUCUCUGGUUCUCCAGAGAGCACAUAAGGAGUGAGCAGAUGGCCAUUGUCCUGGAAACUGCAUAAGGGAUUGUGGGUAGAAUAAAUCACUACAAAUAGGACACAUCUUGGAGAUUUUCUUCAGAAUUGGACUAGAACCAAGGUUUCUAGGCUCCUAGGUUCACAAGACCAACCCAGCUUGCUUUGAAGGUUUAUAGCUAUUUGCAAAGAACUGGGUUGUGGCAUGUUUGAACCAAAUGUGAAAAAAGCCAGAAGGACCUGAUCUGGCCAGUGUGGGCCACACGGCCAGCUGUGGAAAAGCCCUGUCCCCUCUGAGCUGGCUGCAGAGCCAGCCACUCAGCAGAGCCUGCCCACUCAAGUUUAGUUCUCAUGAAGCCAAAUGCUGACUACCUGCCUCUGCCUCGUGUUGACACCACAUUUCCAAAGAUGAUGGAGUAACAUGAGCCAGGAGGGAGUUAGGAGGUCUGAGGGAGGGCCUUGUACCUCCAACCACCACCUCCCUCCACAGCACAAGAGGUGGUGUUUCCCAUGCACACCCCAUCUAGUCAGCCCUCCAGCUGCCCAGUGUAAACUCCUGUCAAUGCUUAUACCAAAUAGGGCUUGUGCAGCUGGUGUCUGUCAGGGACAUCCCCAUCCCGGUCUUGUAGUUGCCAGGGAGAAGCAGCAAUAAGCAUUCAGUGAAUGGUUGAAAGGGCCAUUGGAUUAUAAGGUCUUCAUUCCAUUUACAUGGCUUUUCAAGUUCCUGAUGAGGCUACAAAGGCUCUGUCCAUAGAGAAAACCAAUAAUGUAAAUAAAUAGAAAACCAAGCCUCCAAGCACGGUUUGCAGAGGUGGAUGAUGUGAAACCACCACAAGACACAAGAGUCUGGUUUUUCUGUGCUUUGUCAUUUUACUCUUGAUAGGAACUUUUGUUACUUAACUCUGUGCAUAACUUAUUUAAUGUACUGUAUAAAUGAACCAAAACUGUUAAAUAUGUAUUUAGUUUGUUCUACUUAAAGUAGUUAAUAAAAAGGCUAUAUUCCUUUUCUGA
Molecule: messenger RNA, 5953 nt
Organism: Nannospalax galili (Upper Galilee mountains blind mole rat)
Lineage: Eukaryota; Metazoa; Chordata; Mammalia; Rodentia; Spalacidae
Gene: Cbfa2t2
Product: CBFA2/RUNX1 partner transcriptional co-repressor 2
Exons: 11
Coding region: 152-1939 (595 amino acids)
Biological process (GO): DNA-templated transcription; negative regulation of DNA-templated transcription
Cellular component (GO): nucleus
Molecular function (GO): transcription corepressor activity
Source: RefSeq, a predicted model, not a curated record